Molecule: messenger RNA, 720 nt
Organism: Dibothriocephalus latus
Lineage: Eukaryota; Metazoa; Platyhelminthes; Cestoda; Diphyllobothriidea; Diphyllobothriidae
Source: the annotation of a GenBank genome assembly
AUGACGUAUCUUGUGCCCAACAGUGUCUGUCUUGCCUAUGGCGUGAUUUUUUUCUGCACUUCUCUGCUUCACAAUAUAUUCCUUGUUUAUCAUGUCCAAGCCUUUGUUUCGGGUUUUGGACUAUCAAAGCUCUCCUUCUGGUCAGCGGAACUCGUUUUCCUCGUCUGGAAUAGCAUAAAUGACCCUCUCUUCGGUUGGCUGCUGGAUAAAAAUCUCCUUCACGAGCCGGAUGCAAGCAGUGGCGCGUCACACAUGACAGCUCGCCGACGAUCCCGCAUGAUAAGCAUUGUCGGUCCUAUUCAGGCUAUCACAUUUCUCAUGUUCUGGUUUUCCUGCUGGUUACCGGACUAUCCCGGAUGCCGGUUUGCCAUCGUACUCUGUCUGUAUGAUACUGCAACAACCCUCUUGGACCUUCAAAAGGGCGCUUUAUUGGCUGACCUCGCAAUCACUCAGGCAGACAGAUCUCUUCUCGGUAGUGCGGCCUCCAUUGGCCAGAUGUUGUCUGCUAGUGGACUUGUUCUCAUUACCUGGUGGAUGGGGUCUCUGGAGGACAUAGAUACGUUGUCCAACAACAAUCGUCACGAACUUUCCCACAACUUCCGACUCCUAGCUUUCCUUCUGGCUUCGUUCUCUGCUUCCGGCCUUUGGUUGGCUGGUCGCUGGUUGUCAAGUAUGCCGAAUUUGACAUCAGGUCUCCAGUCUUCCGACUCUAGCAGGUAA